This is a messenger RNA of Danaus plexippus (monarch butterfly), 2166 nucleotides long. RefSeq names its product angiogenic factor with G patch and FHA domains 1. Gene Ontology annotation, molecular function: nucleic acid binding; protein binding. NCBI's taxonomy places the organism in Eukaryota, Metazoa, Arthropoda, Insecta, Lepidoptera, Nymphalidae. The coding region runs from base 163 to 1959 and encodes 598 amino acids. The transcript has 11 exons. The record is from RefSeq and is a predicted model, not a curated record.
GUGAUUAUUACAAAAUUUCAAAUAGUUUUGCUAAAUCAGAAAUCGUAUUUAAUGUUUAUUUUCACCAUAGAAAUGUGUUACUAGUGUCUUGUAAAGAAACAUACAUUCUUAUGCUUACCCAAAGAAUUAGGUUAAUAGUAGUUGAAAAUACUUAAAUAUAUUAUGAUGGAGAAACUAGAUGAAGGUUGUACAAUAAUUAAAAAUUCUGGAAAUCACCACAAACGUAAAAUGUUUAAUUUAAGAAAAUUGCGGUUGUCUUUAAAGUAUAGGCCUAAAGUUUAUGAAUUAAUAUUGAAAAUGAGGCAAUAUAUACGAAAGAAAAAUGUCUUACUGAAUAAGUUCAAGUGCUUAAUUAAAGAAAAGAAAAUAAUCGAAACUGAAAAUUCACAUGCACAAACGAGCACAGAAACUAUAAAAAAGAAAGUUUCAAAUAACAACAAAAAUAUCUCUAUGAAAGAUUCAUACACUCAAACAAUCGCAUCUGAUGAGAAUAUAUUAAGUAAGGAAAGCAAUGAAGCGACUGCCUGGACAGUUGACAAUACAACAAGCGAGAAGAGUAUAGCCGAACAAGUAAAAGAAGCAGCUCAGAGUGCUCUACAAGAUUCGGGGAUGGUAUUUGUUGAAUCAAUGGGAAUGUACUAUGAUUAUAAGACUGGCUAUUAUUAUAACUCUGAACUCGGUCUCUAUUAUCACACUGACACGGGCUGCUAUUAUUAUUAUUCAGAUGAGAAGAAGUCCUUUGUUUUUCACUCGUAUCCCGACAAAAGUGCUGACAAUAUCGCGUUUGAAGCACACGAAAAGAGGAAAGCUAGGAAGCAUAAAAAGGCAGCUAAAUCUGAUGGUAUAGAAAACCUGACGAAACAAUUGAAUCAGGACAAUGAAGAAGGCAGUGAGCCGAAACGUAAGAAGAAAGAAAAUGUUAAGCAAAAAGACUUUAAGGAUAUAGAUGGGAACGGGAAAAGUGAUGGCUUUGUACAAGAUUCCGUGAUGAAAGAUGACCUGGAAGAUGGUGAAUGUAGCGAGAGCUCGGACGAUGAGAAUGUUGAGUCUGAUGCGAGUACGGCCUCUCAGAGUGAUGAUGACUCGGUAGCCAAACAUCAUCCUCCGUGUAUGCGUAUCAUAGUGCGAGAGACCAGUCUACAGAAACUGAAAGUCGGGAGUCUGUUUGUGAUCACUAAAGAUGGCGGCAGUGUCGGCCGCGAGGGCAGUGACCACGCCUUCCUACUGAGAGAUCAUAACGUAUCCCGAAACCAUCUGGAUAUAAAAUAUGACAUGAACAGAAGAAUGUACGUCGCUAUUGAUUUGGGAUCCAAGAACGGCACCAUACUUAACGGGAACCGGAUGUCGGAGAGUCAGACGGUCAGCCAGCCGAUGGAGAUAGUCCACGGCAGCACUCUGCAGCUCGGCGAGACCAAGCUGUUGUGUCACGUCCACCCUGGCAACGACACGUGCGGUCACUGUGAACCUGGCCUCAUCAUGGAAUCUCUAGAUAAAGAGAAGGUGGCGUACACGAGGACCUGCAGCGUUCAGAAACAGUAUCAGCUGGAAUUGGCCAGGUUAAAGAACAAGUAUGCCCCAACACCACUCGCCAUAGAGGAGACGGCUUACAACGAUCGAGCCAGAACGAGGCGGGAGACGGUCGGGUCCUCACAUCACUCCGAGAAGACGGUGGCCAGUGACGUGCACACAUUCAUUGCACCAGAAAACAAGGGUUUCAAGCUGUUAGAGAAGAUGGGCUGGUCGAAGGGCGAAGGACUCGGCAAGGACUCUCAAGGGGACCAGGAACCGAUUCCUAUGAUCAGCAACGAAGGUAAGUCUGGUUUGGGUGCAGCCAGCGAGCCUGUCAAGGUGAUCUCCAAAUCCCUCGGACCUGCCACACUCCGCCUCGCGACACGCACCAAGAUGUUACAACCACCAGCCAAGGCUUUUCAGCCCGAAGAUGAAGAGGAAUCUGAAUAAGUUUAUUAUACUAGCAUAAUACGUACUAAUAGCUAUUUAUUUUUUCGAACAUUUUUUUUUGUUAUAAAAAAUUAAUUAUUCUUUUAUGAACUUAACAAAAGUCUACGUCAAUGCUCUGUAAUAUAACUGUAUUAUAUUUUAUUAUAUAUGUAUAUAAAUAUCUCUUAUAAUAUAAGCAGUUGAUGUAAAUAAACAUGUUUGAAGUUG